GAAAAGAUUAAAAGAGCAGCAGAAGAGCAUGGUGCUGAUGUUGGAUCAUCUGUGACAGAUGAUCUUCUUGCCAAAGCUCUUGGUGACGACAAACCAGGGAAACUGAGAGGAAUUGGGUAUGGAGCGACAAGGACAAAGAUGGCUGACAAGACCCAUUAUAAGAAGAUCAUAAAAGAGUGUCGGGACAGUAUGAAGGAAGUGAACGAGAGACUUGCACAGUUAGAGGAAAAGACGUCGAGCUGUGUCUGCCAUGGUGGCUCACACUUGCACAACGUCAUUCCAAAGUCUGGAAAUCCUAGCAAUGUUAUUGCUAGCACUAGCAUGACUGUUCCCCACCAUGAAAAUGACAGUCCAAUCAGCAGACCAAUGGGGGAGGAAGUGCUAGGGAAGGGUAAAGCUUGCAGGUUAGUCAGUUGGUACAAUGAGAACGAGGUUGUUGCUGACGCGAUUAUUGCUGAAACAGAUCCAAAUAUGAAGUGCCAUGAUUUUCCAAUAGGUUUUGCAGCGUACAAAGUAACUGUGAUUACGUCUCAUGUGGAUGAUGCCAUUCUCUACAAGCAAUCCGGUGAGUUGAAGCGUGUAAUAGACACUGUAGGAAGUUAUACCACAUGGGCCAAGGAUCUGAUAUUGCCUGCCAUCUGACUUGUUAUUCUGUUUGGGGAGUGCUUGUUGAAAAACCAUUUGGUUCUUUUUUGUUGCUCUUAUCAGUAGAACUGUUGCUCUUAUCAGUGAAACAAUGUGUGUGUGUGUGUGUGUGUGUGUGUUUUAUGCGGAAACAAUGUUUCAGGAAUCAUUCAAGGGUGUGAAUGAUAUUACAGGUUUAAGUGCUUCAUAUUUGAAUGAAUGGUGGUGGUACAUUUUCAGUCAAAUU
Messenger RNA from Papaver somniferum (opium poppy), 871 nucleotides. RefSeq lists its product as uncharacterized. NCBI's taxonomy places the organism in Eukaryota, Viridiplantae, Streptophyta, Magnoliopsida, Ranunculales, Papaveraceae. The coding region runs from base 139 to 642 and encodes 167 amino acids. The transcript is spliced from 3 exons. The record is from RefSeq and is a predicted model, not a curated record.